GUUAUAUUGUAGUCACGAUUUCGUGAAACAAACCAUUAAAUCAUUAUGAGUCUCUGAAACAAACUCAAUAUUUCAGAAUACGUUUCAGACUUCUGUUGCCAAAUACUUUAGUUUAUUGCCCGCUUCUGCUGUUUUAAAUCAGACUUAAAUCAAUUUUACUUAAGUUCUAUGCUGCGUUCGUUAUCUUCGCCAAUUUGGAUUGAACAGUUUUCUGAUAAUAUAUACGUAAAAUGGAGAUAGAAACUGUAGGUGAUCAAGGUCCAGAACUCGACAAACCUCCACACAUUGGGCACAAGUUGCUACUGAAUCAUGAGUUUCCCUUACAAAGUAAACAAAUUAUUAGACCAAGAGUCAGUCAAAUAUUUGAAAUGAUGCCUCUUUCAGCGAGAUAUUUAAAGUAUUAUCUUAGUAAAAAGGUACAUAAGAAGCGCCCCAUCAUGGACUAUGUACAUAUGAUAUCAGCACAAAGGAUGUAUGGUUGUCCUAUUGGAGGUAUUGGUGGAGGCACAAUUGGCAGAGGGUUCAAAGGAGAAUUUUGUCGUUUCCAACUAUAUCCAGGCCUCUAUGAAUAUGUCACAGUUCCUGAAUGCCAGUUUAUUGUCAAUAUACAAAAUGCUAAGAAGGAAACCAUAUUUCAGUCUGUGCUGUCUACUUAUGAUAAACCUAAAAAAGCACCACAAUCCUGGGAGUGGAAUCUUAAUGCUGUAGAUUGUGAAUACACUGCUUUGUACCCCCAAGCAUGGACCACAUAUGAUUUGAGCAAAUAUGGUGUAAAACUAGUAUGUAAGCAGAUAUCGCCUGUAAUACCACAUAAUUAUAAAGACAGUAGUUUACCAUGUGCUGUAUUCAUAUUUUCGGCAAAAAAUGUUUGCAAUGAACAUAGAGAUGUAAGCAUAACAUUCACAUGGACUGAAGUUCUGGGAAGCACCAACAAGAAAAAAUCUGUAGCUAAACUGGACAUGGAAAGGUAUUCGGAGGAGUACACAUGUGGUGUAACAUUAGAGCAAAAAAUUUUAGAAACACCAUGUACAUUCACAAUAGCAAAAAAGAAGCAGGAAGAUGAAACGAUCCAUGAAGGAUAUUGCUUGUGGAAUUCUACAAAGACGUCCAACUAUGUAUGGGAUUGCCUAAAGAAAAAUGGGAAAUUAGAACCAGAUCCUAACUUGACUCCACCUCCACCUAAAGUGCCUGAUAAAUCUGAUAAAGAUGACGAUGAAAAAGAGAAAAAAGAAAAACAGAAAAAGAUACACAAAUGUGAUUCUAUGGGCCUUUCUAGUAUGUUAUCUUUGGAUCCUGGAGGAGUUAGAGCAACAGAGUUUUGUCUUGCAUGGGACAUGCCAAUUAUUAGAUAUAAAAAGGACAAAAAAAUACAUAAAAGGUUUUAUACGAAAUAUUUUGGAAGCGAUGGAAUUGCGGGAACCAGCAUAGCUGCAUAUGCGCUUAGAAGUUAUAAAAAUUGGGAGAAGCAACUAGCCGAGUGGCAGGAUCCUAUUUUAUCAAAUAGCAAUAUACCCGAUUGGUUAAAAAGUGCCUUAAUGAACGAGCUUUACUUCAUCGCCGACGGCGGUACCAUAUGGUUUGAUGUACAUGACGAGUAUCCAGAUACUGAUCCCAGACAUUCAUUUGGAUUGUUUGGCUAUCUCGAGGGACACGAAUAUAGAAUGUAUAAUACAUACGAUGUACAUUUCUAUGCUUCAUUUGCUUUAGCACAGCUAUGGCCUAAUUUACAGGUUGUACUACAGUACAUGUUCCGUGAUACGAUAACACAGGAAAGCGAGAAAUUCAGACAAUCAUUAUAUGAUGGUAAAUCAGUUAAAUUCAAGAUAAGGGAUUCUAUUCCUCACGAUUUGGGCGAUCCAGAUGAUCUGCCUUUCUCGAACAUAAACGCAUACAACAUUCACGACGUGAGUGAGUGGCGGGACCUGAACCUCAAAUUCAUCCUGCAAGUGGUCCGCGACUACCGCCUGCUGCGCGGUCACACCGCGCCAUUCGCGAGCGAAAGGUACCGCUCAAUGGCGUUCAUAGACGACGUAAGAGACGGCACCGAGGACGACCUGUACUCACGGUCUACUGGCCAAGCGGACGACUCGGAGCCGUCUGAGGUCGCUACCGCUGAAGGCAGCCCAAAGCAGGAUCCACCGCAGCCGGCCGUGGGGGAUAUACUCGACCUGUUGUACAGGAGUACCGAACCGGAGCCCGAGGGCUCUAGUCUGGCGCCGCGGCCGGAGCCUCGAGAGGCGCCUGCGGCUGUGUGGGACGCCGGGAGGUACCUCGCGGAUAUGUUCCCGUCGUGUGCAGCACUACUGCGUCGCGCGCGCCAGUGGGACCACGACGGUGACGGCCUCAUAGAGAAUGGAGGCUUCCCCGACCAAACUUACGACGCGUGGGUCAUGAUGGGGCCAAGCGCAUACUGCGGGGGAUUGUGGGUAUCAGCAAUAAGUGCGGUUCGUAUGAUGGCUCGCAUCCUGAGCCAGGAAAGUGACGAGCGUGAGUUUUCCAAGUUACUCGAACAGGCACAAAACUCAUUUGAGAGCAAAUUAUGGAACGGAUCCUACUACCGGUUCGAUAUGCGGCCCGCCAACAGUCGUGUGGUGAUGGCUGAUCAACUUGCUGGACAUUGGUAUUUACGCGCCUCUGGCUGGACGGAAGAUGUUUUUCCCGAAGUCAACGUAAAGAAAGCACUGUCUACCAUAUAUGACAACAACGUACUUCGGUUCAAAGAAGGGCGCAUGGGUGCUGUCAAUGGAUACGUAACUGGCGCCCGCGGUCACGUCGACACCACCGCAAUUCAGAGCGAGGAGAUGUGGACCGGAGUCACAUAUGGACUGGCGGCUCUCAUGAUAUACGAAGGUAUGCAUGAGGAAGCGUUUGUAACCGCUGGCGGCCUACACAAUACGUUAACACAGAUGGGCCUAACCUUCGAAACUCCAGAGGCACUCUACGAGAAUGGUAAUCACCGAUCCAUAGCUUACAUGCGUCCUCUGGCCAUUUGGUCUAUGUAUCAGGCGAUUCUGGCGAGACCGCCUCAACACUCACCUGUAUCUAAUGGACAAGUACGUAACACCAAAGAUAAUACUUUAUAGUAAUAUGUACAUGUAAAUGUGAUAUAAUAAUAAUAAUAAUAUUUACAGUAUCUACUAUUUAAAAAAAAACGAAAGAAUAAUCAAUUUUAUGUUGUAUUAAUAUGCAAAUAUCAAUAUAAAUAUUAACGAAAUACUGCUUUAAAUAAUUGAAAUUAACAAAUAGUUCCCUAUAUAUGUUCAUGCCCUGAUUCAAAAUACAGAUUUUCUACAAUUCAAGGGCUAUAUUUUAAGCAAUUUUUUAUAUGUAUUAAAUGCUAUGUAAUUAUACAAUCCAGAAUUUGUGUAUGUAAGUAUAAACUUAAAAUUAAAAGAAUGAUUAAUAAAAAGAAUGCUAUUAAAAUAAUUUUGGUAAAUUAUUAUACUUACCGAAUAAUGUCUUAAUUACGUAUGUAAUAAAUGGUUGCCAAAUUGUUCUAGAAGAGCAAUGUAAUGCCACUAAGAAACGGAAAAAUUAAGUUAAACGUUUUUUCAUUUCAUUGUAUUCCUGAUUCGGCUUACUGUAAACAUGUUGCCGACUCUUAAGUAACAUUUUCAUUCAUCCUAUGAAAACUUCCGUGAAAUGUAUGUACACACAUUUCACGGAAGUAAAAUACAAGUUUCAGGGAUGAUUAAUUUUCAACCGAUUUCCAAAUGCCAUUUAGAAGUUAGUUGAAAAGUAUUCUUAAUUAAAUGAAGUAACUCCAGACGUUCAUUCUAUAAAUUUGUUCUGUAUUCUGAAUACCUUAAUUGUAAUGCGCCUAUAUAAGCUACUUUCUAGUGACUAAAAAUGGAACCGUUAUGUAAUAGCAUUACAACCAUAGUUAUAACAUAUGUAACGUAACAUACUAGAGCGGUUGUAUAGAUUAAGAACGUCAUGACCUAGUGACAGGGUAGUCCCUGACUAUAGAUUUUAGAGGCAGAGAAAGAGAGUGAAAUUCCCAUUAGAGUUAGUUACAACUCUUCGCCGAUGGAUGGCAUCGGUCGUAACCCAAUUUGAUCCUAGAGAUGACUAGGCUGGUUCCAUGCCAUAUAGGAUUUAAAUAAUCUGAGCGAAAUAUAGGCAUGUCAAAUGUUACACUCAGUACAAUGACGACAUUCUCCUGACUACCCAUCUGAAAUUACAGUCCAUAGGUUAUUUAUUCACGGACACAUUCAGUCAUUAUUGUAAUCUCGUAUUUUUAUAAAGUACCGAAAAUAUGAUAUAUGUACCUUUCCUCAAAAUUUACCGAUUUUGUGAUUGUCACAAGUGAGAGUAUUUAUUUUUAGAAAUCUACGUAAAUUAAAAAUAAACAAAUAUUGUUUAAAAUAAGUGUUUACAUUAAAUAUAACGUGGUGUGUAUAACAUACUCCACAAAUAAAUAAUAAUUGAAGAAAUACAUAUAACCAGUUGAAAAACUUUAUCUUUAUCUCCGUGUUUCUAGUUUAUACUUGCAUUUUCGCUAAUAUGUAAUACGAAGUGCAUAUCAUCUGAAUUAUAACAAAAACAUUUUUGUACUAGUUUUUGCAAAGAACUUGGUUGAUAAAUAAUGUAUGUUAAUGUGUCGAGUAUUCAAUGCUAUGGAACCCUACCGCAAUAAGUUCUAUUCACUGAAUAAUAAAUUUAGAGUACUGGUAGUAGUUAGUUACUUUUGUAAAAUUCUGUCCACAAAGACAAUAUUUGUCCAAAAUUUAUUUUUGACCUCCAUAUUGCGGGUCUUUUUAUUAUUGGUCAUUUAAAUUGUUAUAAGGAUUGUGAUAUUUCUUGCUAGCGAGAAGAAAAAUUUUUACACCUUUUUUACAUUACACAUUGUGCAUUUUAUAUUCUUUGUUUACCUAAGUAUUAAUUGUUAUACCAAUGAAAUUGUAACGAAAGUAUUGUUUAGUUACUACUUAUCUUAAUAUAAAAUUGUAAAAUUAUUUUUAUUUUAAUUGUAUUUAUUUGUUACAUUACUUUAGUACAAAAAACAUGUGGUCAAACCAUAAUAAUUGUUUUAACUUUGUAUGUUGUAUUGUGUACUCAAGUGAAGUAUUUUGUUUUAUUUCAAUAACCUUACAAGAUAAAAUAGAUGCCAAAUAAAAACAUUUUUGAACUUAUCAUUUAUUUUCAAAUAUGUAUUACAUAUAAAUGCAUUUUGGAACACGUUAAUAUAAAAAUAUAAAAAAAUCAUUGUAAUAUUUUUAUUUCAUCCUAAAUUUCCUGCAUGCUUCUAAACAUUAAUAAAAAACUUAUAAAAUUAAUCUAUCUGAAUAUAUUUUGUACUAUGUUAUAAUUAUCAUUAAAUACGUAUAUCGUAAUUUCAGUUAUAAAAUAAUAAUAAAUAGGAAAUAAAUGGCUACAGUAUAUACAAAAUUUACAACAUGUGUAUCUUUCAGUCUUCGUUCAUAUUUCAAACGUGGAUAAUGCUUAUACGCUAGUCAUUGCAAGCUAAUCCAUUCCUUCAUUUAUUAUGAAUUACGUAUCCAAUAAAUUAAGGUCUAACCACAACUAAACGAUACAAAAUGCUACAUUAAUGAAUAGAUAUUGUAUACGUCGGCUAUUCUAUAUAUAGGCCUUACUUAUUGAUUAUCUCGCACCUGCGCGGUGUAUCGUCUGACAUAGCUUUGUGCUCGUUACUAUUAUAAUGAAUAAAUUGCAUUAAAUCUUUAUC
Messenger RNA from Achroia grisella, 5689 nucleotides. Its product is annotated as non-lysosomal glucosylceramidase. The transcript is spliced from 16 exons. The record is from RefSeq and is a predicted model, not a curated record. Lineage: Eukaryota; Metazoa; Arthropoda; Insecta; Lepidoptera; Pyralidae. Gene Ontology annotation, biological process: carbohydrate metabolic process; glucosylceramide catabolic process. Gene Ontology annotation, cellular component: membrane. Gene Ontology annotation, molecular function: beta-glucosidase activity; glucosylceramidase activity. The coding region runs from base 231 to 3083 and encodes 950 amino acids.